Messenger RNA from Diplodia corticola, 1170 nucleotides. RefSeq names its product mitochondrial carrier protein. Gene Ontology annotation, biological process: transmembrane transport. The record is from RefSeq and is a predicted model, not a curated record. Bases 1 to 1170 code for a protein of 389 amino acids. The transcript has 2 exons. Lineage: Eukaryota; Fungi; Ascomycota; Dothideomycetes; Botryosphaeriales; Botryosphaeriaceae.
AUGAUUGCUGCCCACGUCGAAACCCACCGCCAUGGCCGCGGUCCAGCCAUCUGUCCCACCGACGAUGAUGCCAUCGUGCCCCGCAAAGCCGCCGCCCAAGCCGGUGCCCAAAAACUCGACAAAAGGAGUUGGGAAUACAUGAUCAAGAGCGGCGUCGCGGGAGGCGUGGCCGGCUGCGCGGCGAAAACCGUCGUUGGACCCCUGGAUCGCGUGAAGAUCCUCUUCCAAGCCUCGAACCCCCAGUUUUCGAAAUACACCGGCUCCUGGACUGGCGUAGCCAUUGCACUCAGAGACAUAUACCACCAGAACGGCGUGCGAGGCUUGUUCAAAGGCCAUUCUGCCACAUUACUACGAAUCUUCCCUUACGCCGGUAUCAAGUUCCUCGCGUACGAGCAAAUAAGAAAUAAAGUCAUAAAGAACAGAGAGCAGGAAACGCCAUUUCGAAGAUUCAUCAGCGGAUCCAUGGCAGGAACCGUCUCGGUAUUCUUCACUUACCCCUUAGAAGUCAUCCGCGUCCGCCUCGCGUUCGAAACGCGCCAGGACACCCGAUCAUCAUUGUCAGGGAUCUGCAAGAAAAUCUACCACGAGACAGCGCCUGCAGUACAUUCUGCCGGCAACCUAGCGGGAAGCUCGACCGUUUCUCGUGCCGUCGGAACGCCCGUGGCAGUCGCCGCGAACACGGUACAACACGUCACGCCGCGAACCGGCCUGGCCAACUUCUUCCGCGGCUUCACACCUACUAUGUGGGGCAUGCUGCCGUAUGCGGGCUCCUCGUUCUUGACGCACGACACCAUCUCCGACCUGCUGCGCCAUCCCAGUAUCGCCGCACACACGACGCUUCCGCGCACCGAGCGCGCCGACGACACCCGCGGCGGACAUAAGCCGGCGCAGCUGAAGUCGUGGGCGGAGCUGACGAGCGGCGGCUUGGCCGGCUUCUUCAGUCAGACGGUGUCAUACCCGCUCGAGGUCAUCCGCCGGCGAAUGCAGGUCGGCGGCGUGGUGGGCGACGGCCACAGGCUCAGCAUGACGGAGGUUACGCACAAGAUCUGGCUGGAGAGGGGCUGGAGGGGCUUCUUUGUCGGUUUGGCGAUUGGAUACGUCAAGGUCGUGCCGAUGGCCGCGACAAGUUUCUUUGUGUAUGAGCGCGGCAAGUACUACCUGAAUAUUUGA